UCCGCUAUGUGUAAGGGCGAUCGGACCCCUAAAACACCUGGAUUGACUUUUACAGUACAAUAUUGCGUGGUCGUACUUUGUUUGAGUGCUUGUGGUCCAGCUCCGUCCUCUGGUCCUCGUCGGCUUUCAGGUCGGGCAGACUCACUUGUCGACCAAGUUGUCACUGAGUGAGCCCGACAACGGCCAUCCCACCAUGUACCGCAAACGCAAUGGCUCUCUAGGCUUCUCCUUCACUCGCUUCGCCCAUGCCGCUGUGCCCAAUUUCUUCGCAGACGAGUCGAGGAUACGGACGGACACCCUGGACCAGUACCGCCGAGACAUGUGCUACAUGCACCAGAUUGCCUCUCAGAACCCAUAUGCCCUCGACGAGCAUUCCUUCUACGUCGCCGGAGUUGUCGAUUCGGAAAGUGUCAGCAAGCGUGUGCACAAGGCUUUGAAAAAGUGCGAGAUACUGAGCCAACAAGAUGGGACUGUGAAUACAUACAAUAUUGGACCGAGGUUCACGCACCAGCUCGCGGUGUUGAACAUCUACCGCCAGAAGGAGCUUGUCAGCAUGCUGUUCUGGUGGGAAGAAGAAUGCCAACGCCUACGGAAGUUGGACGCCGAGAAGAAAGAUCUAGACACACUGAUUGCUGGGUCUGAAGAGAAACUGGCCAGGCUGCCCGAGGACGAGGACACGCAUGAAGUCAAGGUCACGCUCGAUCAGUUGAAGUUCGCCCGAGAGCGGGUCAGGAUGAAGAAGAGGCAGCGGCCGAGCCAGCGGCAGCCUGACGUCGAGGCCGAUCAGGACGAUAUUAUCAUGGCAUACCACGGGAGGAGUAAGAGUGUACCAAUCAUAUCGAAUCAUCCGCCUAUGAUUACGGGCGGAGGCAGUGCACAAUCAGUGUCGAAACAUGAGGAGCCACCGAUGUAUUGGGCCAGGACGUGAGCGAAGCAGUGCUAGCAGGAGAGCAAUCCCCGGGCAACCACGGCUGGCGUACACAUUGAGAAGAGAAGGCGCCGAACGGCUCCUAGUCAACUGCCACAGCACAACCUCCAUCUACAGACAGGCUCGCAUGGACACAAAAGUUACCGCAACUCAGCCGACGCCGCGGUCCAGACGGGCAGGCCUCUCACGUCAACCUCAUCACGACUAUAUCGGACGAGGCAGCAGUUUCCGGCAGUCACCUCUUCGGCCGAUCAAACGAUCUUGUCGCUUAUAUCUUGCGGCGUCGGGACAGUAUCCUUGAAAGAUUUCCUCGCUUCCAGACCAUCACUAUACCUCUUCAAGUUGGGAUAGGUUUCUUGCCAGGGGUGCUCAGCAAACCGUACCCGGAGGUAGCCCAGUACACAACCUGCGGCAACAUCGGCCAUGGUGAAUUUGUCAUCGAGAAGGAACUC
Molecule: messenger RNA, 1380 nt
Organism: Exophiala viscosa
Lineage: Eukaryota; Fungi; Ascomycota; Eurotiomycetes; Chaetothyriales; Herpotrichiellaceae
Exons: 1
Coding region: 194-928 (244 amino acids)
Source: RefSeq, a predicted model, not a curated record